Wallemia mellicola CBS 633.66 is the source of this 2074-nucleotide messenger RNA. Its product is annotated as NAD(P)-binding protein. Lineage: Eukaryota; Fungi; Basidiomycota; Wallemiomycetes; Wallemiales; Wallemiaceae. The record is from RefSeq and is a predicted model, not a curated record. The transcript has 2 exons. Bases 301 to 1227 code for a protein of 308 amino acids.
AAUAAUUGAUUGAAGAUUGUCCUAGAAGAUAUUACCAAGAUCUUUGAAAUUUAAGACAUUCGUUGAUUGCGAUAUUUUUCAUAUAUGUUCAUUAGUCAUCCAAUGACCCCCUAUACUUGGGUAAGAGGGGUUCAUUCCUAAUUUGUUAGAUGCCUGCAUUUAGUUAUCGGGGUCCGUUGUUUGUCUCCACACAGAUUAAUAUUAUGUAAACAUUAUGUAAUCAUUGUGUAUGAUGUGAUAUAAAUUGCGUCGCACUGUACUUAUCUUUCUUCCAAACAAACGUACAAACAAUCAAAUAAAAUGCCACAUAUCUUUAUCACUGGUGCGACAGGCUUAGUCGGUUCUGCAACUGUAGACGAACUGAUUAAUCAUGGUCACAAAAUCACUGCAUUAGCAAGAUCAGACGAGAGUGCUCGUAAGUUGGAAAGUAAAGGCGUAAAGGUUAUCAGAGGUGGUCUCACAGAUUUCGAGACUCUUAAACAAGCAGCAGGAGAUCCAUCAAUUGAUGGUGUUAUACAUCUGGCAUUCGUUCAUAAUUUUGAUGAGUACACACAAGCAUCAGAAUUGGACGUACUGGCUAUCAAGGCACUUGGUGAACCAUUAGAGGGAACUAACAAACCAUUCAUUGUUAGUAGCGCAGUCGGUGGACUAGACAUCGAAAGUGAUGAUGGUGUUGCUACAGAAUCGGAUCUUCCAAAUCCUGCCUUCCCGAGAAAAAGUGAGAAAACAGCUUUGGAGUUGUCUAGCAAGGGGGUUACCGCAAUAUCAAUCAGACUGCCACCAACAGUCCACGCCGGACAACACGAUAAAGGUUUCAUAAGAAUUUUAAUAAACAGUGCAAUUAAAAACAAGAAAGUAGUUUAUGUGGAACCAUCCCAUUGGUCUGCAGUACACGUUAGCGAUGCUGCAAAAGCAUAUCGUUUGGCGUUUGAAGCUGGCUUAAAGGGUAAAUCAGGCAUUUAUCAUGCAGUAGCAGAAGGAAACAUCCCAUUCAAGGAUAUAGCUGAGGCAAUUGCCAAGAAAACUAAUGCUGAGGCUGAGUUGAAGUCUGUGGAGGAUGCUGCUCAGUAUAUAACAUUCUUAGCCCAUUUCGGUCUUUUGUUUAAGCCAACCUCAAGUGAAAAGACAAAAGCCGAACUUGGGUGGCAACCAACUGGUUUGUCUUUACUUGAUGAUAUCAAUCAACAUUAUGAUGGCACAUCCAUUCGUGACUCUUUUGCCAACUAAUUCGAUUUAACGAUUUUAACGAUUAUUCUUGUUUUUAUAACUGUUGCAAUACAAAUAAUUAACCUAUAAUUUUGUUGCUGUCCUGAAUAAGUGUGAGUAAAUUCCUAUUCUCACAAGGUCUAACAUACCAGAAGCAUGCUUUGUAGGUGUACUGUAACAUACUAUCACCGUUGUUGGUGUAUGUUGUGUCAAUCAUCUUUUCGUUCUAUAAAGCAUUUAAAUUCCCAUCAUGUGCUUUCUAAAUUUAUCCUUACAUCUAAUUUGAAGCCGCAUUGUGGUAACAGCUUUUUGAGUUCUUCUAAUGUGAGUUCGAUUGACACCUCACCGUCGUCAUUGUUUUCGAAGUGGUACAAUAACGGGCCUACUUAAGAUUAAUUAAGCUCUCUGCAGUCGAGGGGAAACCUUACCCAAGUUGAUGAAUUGUCCACCUGGUUUAAGGACAUGAGAAAUGGUCUUGAUAUAAUCAAUUAUAUUCUUUGCCUUGAGCGUUCGUGAGUAUUAAAAGGGGUAAGGACUAACGACCAACCGUAUCCAGGUAAAAACAGGUAACGACAGCAUCCCAUUGCUCCUUCUCAUCAUCACCACCAUAGAUUUCCAAGAACUCACCCGCAACUAAUGAAAAGUCACUGUCAGGACCACGGAGGUAGUCAAGUGGUAACACAUCAGGUACAGUUAUAGACCGCAAUUGUGAAGUUUCCUCCGGGUGAUUUGACGAUGUAUGUGCGAAUGGAAAUAUUGUAUGCUGGUUGCGUUCAGUUGUACGAUUCAAGAUAAAGAAACUGGAUAAAAGCAUAAAAUAGCUGAACUCAUUACCUUAAGAGGGAUAAAAAAGGGAGCAUCAAAAGCG